This is a messenger RNA of Melopsittacus undulatus (budgerigar), 1611 nucleotides long. It is a transcript of the gene ARX, whose product is annotated as aristaless related homeobox. The coding region runs from base 82 to 1611 and encodes 509 amino acids. NCBI's taxonomy places the organism in Eukaryota, Metazoa, Chordata, Aves, Psittaciformes, Psittaculidae. The record is from RefSeq and is a predicted model, not a curated record. Gene Ontology annotation, biological process: regulation of transcription by RNA polymerase II. The transcript is spliced from 5 exons. Gene Ontology annotation, molecular function: RNA polymerase II transcription regulatory region sequence-specific DNA binding; DNA-binding transcription factor activity, RNA polymerase II-specific.
CGUCCCGGUGGCACAGGGCAGCGCCGGGGGCCUCCGCGCCGCCGCAGCCCGCCCGGCCCUCGGCACGGCCCCGCCACCGCCAUGAGUGGGCCGUACCCGGAGGAGAGCUGCCCCGAGCGCCCCGAGUGCAAAAGUAAAUCGCCAACUUUGCUGUCCUCUUACUGCAUCGACAGCAUCCUUGGCCGGCGGAGCCCCUGCAAGGUGCGGCUGCUCGGCGCCGCUCCCAGCCUGCCUGCCAUCGCAGCCCGGCCCGAAACCGAUAAAGCCGCGCAAGGGUCCCCCAAGGGCAGUCCCCCCUUCGAGCCGGCUGAGCUGCACCUUCCCCCCAAACUGCGUCGGCUCUACGGGCCGGGCGGGGGCCGGCUGCUGCCGCCUCGGGCGGCGGGGCCGCGAGGGGACCGGCCGGAGGGGCGGCCGGAGGGAGGCGCCGGCCCCGUGCCCGCCGCCGCCCCGUGGGACACACUGAAGAUCAGCCAGGCCCCCCAGGUCAGCAUCAGCCGCAGCAAAAGCUACCGAGAAAACGCUCCCUUCGUGUCUCCGCCGCCUGCCCGGGACGAGCUGGGCAGCCCAGCCACGCACGUCGAGGAACGGCCGGGCCCCGCCGCCCCGGCCGCCGAGGAGGAAGAAGAGGAGGAAGAGGACGAAGAGAUGCUAGAGGAGGAGGAUGAGGAAGAAGAAGAGCUGGAGGACGACGAGGAGGAGGAGCUGCUGGGAGAAGACGGCGGGGGGCUCCUGAAGGAGGCCCGCCGGGGCACCGCCGCUGCCCCCGGAGCGGAGGGCGGGGAUCUGUCCCCCAAGGAGGAGCUGCUACUGCACCCCGAAGACGGCGAGGGCAAAGACGGCGAGGAGAGCGUCUGCCUCUCGGCUGGCAGCGACUCCGAGGAGGGGCUGCUCAAGAGAAAGCAGCGUCGCUACCGUACCACCUUCACCAGCUACCAGCUGGAGGAGCUGGAGAGGGCCUUCCAGAAAACCCACUACCCCGACGUCUUCACCAGGGAAGAGCUGGCCAUGAGGCUCGAUCUGACCGAAGCCCGAGUGCAGGUAUGGUUCCAGAACCGUAGGGCUAAGUGGCGGAAGAGGGAAAAGGCUGGGGCUCAGACACACCCCCCAGGUUUGCCUUUCCCUGGUCCCCUGUCAGCAACUCACCCCCUCAGUCCAUACCUUGAUGCUAGUCCUUUCCCUCCUCAUCACCCAGCUCUAGACUCCGCCUGGACCGCCGCAGCCGCCGCGGCCGCCGCCUUCCCCAGCCUGCCGCCACCGCCCCCCGGCUCCGCGGCGCUGCCCCCCGGCGGGACUCCGCUCGGCCUCGGCACCUUCCUGGGCGCGGCCGUGUUCCGCCACCCGGCCUUCAUCAGCCCCGCUUUCGGCAGGCUCUUUUCCACCAUGGCCCCCUUGGGCAGCGCCUCCAGCGCUGCCACCCUCCUGCGGCAGCCAGCGCCUACCCCCGAGGGCGCGGUGGGCUCGGCGGGGCUGGGGGACCCGGCUAGCGCUGCCGCCGACCGGCGGGCCUCCAGCAUUGCCGCCCUGCGGCUGAAGGCCAAGGAACACGCCGCCCAGCUCACCCAGCUCAACAUCCUCCCCGGGAACAGCACCGGGAAAGAGGUGUGCUAA